AUGGUCAAAAUUCAAACGAAACUGAGGGCGUCUCCUGCAAAAGAGAGACAUAAUGCCCAUCCAGCUGAACAAAAAAAGGAUUCAAAAGUCCGAAGCAGCAGCAGACUCCAAUCUCUUCGGAAGCAUCAUGAUUUUGAGCGGCCAUCCCUACCAUCGCUAGUCCAUCCGACGGUAUUUACUAUCGGCCACGGAACGCGCACCCUUCCUGAGCUUAUCGAGCUCCUCCAAUCUGCCCAUGUCACCAAACUUCUAGAUAUCCGCUCUAUUCCACGGUCAUUCACAAAUCCCCAAUUCAACCGUGAUACCCUCGAGAGCUCUUCAGAGUUGGAUUCUGCCCAUAUCAGCUAUUUGUGGUUCGGACCUUUGCUGGGCGGCAGACGCAAUGCAAAACAGCCGAAGCUUGAAGAGCAUACUACAAUCCGUGUCGCUGCGUUCCGAAAUUACGCAGGCUAUAUGCGCACCCAGUUAUUUAAGGACGGUUUGGCCGAAUUAAAAGGCAUUGCAGAGAACCUGCAAACUUCAAAUGAGGGAUAUCUUGCAAUCAUGUGCAGCGAGACGGUCUGGUGGCGAUGCCAUCGACGGAUGAUUGCAGAUAUACUCGUAACUCAGGGGUGGAACGUCCAGCAUCUAGGUGUUAAGAAAGAGCCAAUGGAGCAUGAGAGGUGGGAAAUUGCAAGAGUCGGUGAUGAAGGGAACCUCAUUUAUGAUGGCCGUGAGCGGCGCUCGAAAAGGAAUAAAUGCUUGAGUUGA
This is a messenger RNA of Histoplasma capsulatum G186AR, 750 nucleotides long. RefSeq names its product HhH-GPD domain-containing protein. The transcript has a single exon. NCBI's taxonomy places the organism in Eukaryota, Fungi, Ascomycota, Eurotiomycetes, Onygenales, Ajellomycetaceae. The record is from RefSeq and is a predicted model, not a curated record. The coding region runs from base 1 to 750 and encodes 249 amino acids.